Chenopodium quinoa (quinoa) is the source of this 1272-nucleotide messenger RNA. RefSeq names its product probable calcium-binding protein CML48. Gene Ontology annotation, molecular function: calcium ion binding. The transcript is spliced from 5 exons. NCBI's taxonomy places the organism in Eukaryota, Viridiplantae, Streptophyta, Magnoliopsida, Caryophyllales, Amaranthaceae. The coding region runs from base 305 to 1087 and encodes 260 amino acids. The record is from RefSeq and is a predicted model, not a curated record.
AUUUAGUAAAUCACCUUGAAAGGGCUUCAACCAACUCGCCAUAUACUUGUAUAUUAUCAGUUGAUUUAUUUACAGUUUUACUAUUUUCAAUUUCAAUUUCAAAUUCUAUAAUUCAUUACCAACCAAUUUCAAGUCCUGUUUCUAAAAUUUUGACCGGCUACCGGUUAGCUCACCCCUUUUACCAGCACCUAACCCACCGCCAACUCGGCCGACACCAAUACAAUCAACACAAGCCUCAUUUACGCGCUACUCUUUCUUCUUUAUUAUCCCUUUCAUUUCUAUUUUCUUCCCCAAAUUGAAAAAAAUGUCUUCAUUCAAUCCUUCAGCACCUCCAAUGCCAAAUCCAUCAUCUUCAUCUUCUUCCUAUAAUUCCAGUAAUUACAACUCUAAUCCCAGUAAUUAUAACCCUAAUUACAGUUACCCAGAACCAGCUCAGAGCUACCAUGUUAACCACCAAUCAUAUCCUACUCCAAAUCCCACUUCCACUCUUCUUCCUUACGGCGGCGGCGGAGGUGGUGGCGGAGCUCCAGGUUAUGGGUACAGCCCGUUUCCACCGGGUACUGACCCGGAAAUCAUUCGAAGUUUCCAGAUGGUAGACCGGGAUAAUAGCGGUUUUAUCGACGAUUCUGAGCUUCAAAACGCUCUUUCUUCUAGUUAUCAUCGGUUCAGACUUAGCACGAUUCGUCUUCUUAUCUUUUUGUUCAAGAACCCAACUGAAUUAUCUAUGAAAAUUCGUCCCGGUGAAUUUGCUGCAUUGUGGAGUUGUCUAGGUCAAUGGCGUGCAAUAUUUGAGAGAUUUGAUAGAGAUCGAAGUGGGAAAAUUGAUUUGGAGGAAUUACGGGAUGCUCUUUAUAGUCUGGGAUACGCUGUCCCUCCUUCUGUACUUCAACUUUUGAUCUCCCGUUACGACAACGGAGGUGGCCAAAGAGUUCGGCUUGAUUUUGACAGCUUUGUUGAGUGUGGAAUGGUUGUAAAGGGUUUGACGGAAAAAUUCAAAGAGAAGGAUUCAAACUACACUGGUUCUGCUACAAUCACCUAUGAUGAUUUCAUGACAAUGGUUCUUCCAUAUCUUGUAACAUACAAUUAAUUAAAUGUAACUUCAUGUUGUUGUAUUUAAUUUAUUGGAGCUUGUGAUGUAUAUGUAUUAUUUUUUUACUAGAAUCUUUGCUGUAUAUGGAGUUAGGCUAUUUUAGGGAGAUUUUCAUUAGUUUUUUUGUUGUAAAAAUGUGAAUCUGAAUAAUAAAUAUUUUGGGAGACCAUCUUGCUGUAUCA